AUGUCUAGACAACCAUCCGAUGUUGUCUUGAAUAUAAAAAAGUUGAUUGGGAAACAAUUUGAUGACUGCUGGGUGCAAGGAAUGAGGAAAAGAGUCCAUUUUAGCAUCGUUGAAGGGGGGAGAGGAGAAGCUUGCGUCCAAAUCCAUGGAGUGAGAUUUUCUCCUGUUGAAAUUGCCAGUGUUAUUUUUGCAAAGCUCAAGGAUGUCGUCCUGAUGUACCAAUUUCAUCACGAAUUAAAAGCGGUGAUAAGUGUGCCCAUUUUCUUCAGUGAACAGCAAAGGGAGGCCAUAUUGUUGGCGGCAAACAAAGCGGGCUUAACGGUAUUGCAGUUAAUAGAUGAACCAACGGCGGCCGCUCUUUCUAGAGCAACAAUUAAAGAAGGUACCAUUGUUGUUUUCGACAUGGGUGCUGGAUCAUACACAGUCUCCGUACUUGGUGUGUCUGGCACAAACAUUGAGGUCAAAAGUCAAUCUGCUGACCCCAUUGUUGGUGGGGAUCAAUUCGACGAUAUAGUUCUGUACUACUUUAUUACGCAGAUCAGAAAUUUUCAUCAGGUCGACAUUCGUUCAGAUAAAUAUGCUAUGAUGUUACUUGCUGAAGCAGCGGAGCAAGCUAAAGUGGAAUUAUCAACCCAACACGAAGUCACAAUUUCCGUGUCAUGA
Molecule: messenger RNA, 663 nt
Organism: Triticum turgidum subsp. durum (durum wheat)
Lineage: Eukaryota; Viridiplantae; Streptophyta; Magnoliopsida; Poales; Poaceae
Source: the annotation of a GenBank genome assembly